Molecule: messenger RNA, 2364 nt
Organism: Spea bombifrons (plains spadefoot toad)
Lineage: Eukaryota; Metazoa; Chordata; Amphibia; Anura; Pelobatidae
Gene: EXOC7
Product: exocyst complex component 7
Exons: 21
Coding region: 111-2270 (719 amino acids)
Biological process (GO): exocytosis
Cellular component (GO): exocyst
Molecular function (GO): phosphatidylinositol-4,5-bisphosphate binding
Source: RefSeq, a predicted model, not a curated record
UCUGGGCGGAAGUGGGGCAUAUUGACAUCUGAUUUUUGGAUUUGCCAGGAAGGGCGAGGAAUAGAUAGCCUCAUUUCUUUCAAAAACAAUUUUUAAGAACAAUUCCGAGGAUGAUCCCAAAUGAAGAGAGCGGGAGCAGAAAAAGGGCCAUAGAGGAAAAGCUCAAACAGGAAGAAGAAACUCUGACCUUCAUCAAAGAGAGCCUGGAUAAGAGUGAUCAACUGACAAACAAUAUGGUUUCCAUACUGUCUUCUUUUGAGAGUAGACUAAUGAAGCUGGAGAACUCCAUCAUCCCGGUGCACAAGCAGACAGAGACGUUGCAGCGUCUGCAGGAGAACGUGGAACGUACCCUUUCUUGUCUGGACCAUGUCAUCAGCUAUUACCACGUGGCCACAGAGACCGAGAGAGUCAUCAGAGAAGGGCCCUCUGGACGGCUGGAAGAAUACCUGAAUUGCAUCGCUAAAAUCCAGAAGGCUGUGGAGUAUUUCCAAGAUAACAAUCCUGAUAGCCCUGAACUGAACAGAGUGAAAUCGUUGUUUGAGAGGGGAAAGGAGUUGUUGGAUGCGGAGUUCCGCAGCCUCCUGCAGAGACACAGUAAAGCCGUGCCGCCGAUCCUUAUCUUGGAUUUGAUUAGUGCCGAAGAGGAGAUGGAGGGUCAGGAGGAACCGGUUCUGGAGCAUUUGCCGGAGGGCAGUCUGCAGGAUGUCAUUCGUAUCUCCCAGUGGCUAGUGGAAUACGGGAGGAACCAAGAUUUCAUGAAUGUGUACUACCAGAUCCGCUCCAGCCAGCUGGAUCGCUCAAUCAAAGGUCUGAAGGAACACUUCCGAAAAAACAGUUCCACAAGUGUCCCUUACUCCCCUGCUGUGCAGAACAAGCGGAAAGACACGCCGACCAAGAAACCAGCCAAGAGACCAGGCACUAUCCGCAAGGCUCAAAACCUCCUCAAACAAUACUCUCAGCACGGGCUUGAUGGGAAAAAGGGAGGCUCCGGUCUCGGAGUCCUGGAAGGUUAUGAACAAGAAUCACGUGGCCGAUACCACGGAGAGACCGUGGGAGAAAAACAUGGGUCAUCCAUCGGAAAAGAAGACGUAUUGGACCUCGAAACGGACACCUACAUUUACUGUAUCAGCGCCUUUGUGCGCCUUGCACAAAGCGAGUAUCAGCUGCUUAUGGAUAUUAUUCCCGAGCAUCAUCAGAAGAAGACCUUUGAUUCUCUCAUCCAGGAGACCUUGGAUAAUCUCAUUCUGGAGGGAGAGAACAUUGUGAUGGCAGCCAAGAAAGCCAACGCUAGGCACGAUUUUACUUCUGUCCUUAGCAUCUUCCCGAUAUUAAGACAUCUCAAGCUCACCAAGCCUGAGUUUGACAAGGUGCUACAGGGUACAGCUGCAAGCACCAAAAACAAGCUGCCAAACCUCAUCACUUCUAUAGAGACAACGGGAGCCAAAGCACUGGAAGAUUUUGCCGACAGUAUUAAGAAUGACCCUGAUAAGGAAAACAACAUGUCCAAAGAUGGAACGGUACACGAGCUCACCAGCAAUGCCAUAUUGUUCCUGCAGCAGCUGCUUGAAUUUCAAGAGACGGCGGGCGCCAUGCUUGCUUCACAAGUUCUUGGGGACACUUACAAUAUUCCUAUCGAUCUUAGAGAGACUAGCUCUGCCGCAAGCAGUUACAGCUCAGAGUUCAGUCGCCGUUUGCUGAGCUCUUAUAUCUGCAAAGUUCUCGGGAACCUGCAACUAAAGCUACUGUCCAAGUCCAAGAUGUAUGAAGACCUGGCCCUUGGAGCCAUUUUCCUUCACAAUAACUACAAUUAUAUUUUGAAGUCUCUUGAGAAGUCUGAGCUUAUGCAGUUGGUUGCUGUGACUCAGAAAAAUCCAGACAGCCUGUAUCGUGACCACAUCGAGCAGCAAAUUCAGAUCUACCAACGCAGCUGGAUCAAGGUAACAGAUUAUGUAUCUGACAAGAACAUGCCUGUUUUCCAAGGAGCAAAGCUGAAGGACAAGGAACGGCAGAUGAUAAAAGAGCGUUUUAAGGGAUUUAAUGAUGGUCUGGAGGAAAUCUGUAAGGUCCAAAAGUCCUGGGCGAUACCGGACAAACGACAGCGAGAGAGAAUACGUCACGCUCAGAAGAAUAUUGUACAAGAUGCUUACGGAGCAUUCUUACACAAGUAUGGCACUGGUGUUAAUUUCACAAAAAAUCCAGAUAAGUACAUAAAAUAUUCAGUGGAACAGGUCGGUGACAUGAUCGAGAGGCUGUUUGAUACAUCUGCUUGAAGACCUGCUUUCCUUGUGACACCUGUAUAUAUUUUAUAUAAAUGAUCAUGUAUAUACAUUAAGCGCAUGACCCAUUAAACGUUAGUCUCCUUUA